GUGCUAUGGAUGGGAAGGAGAGGCGGGGGCAUGUCACACUAAAAACCGCAAACAAGAAAUGUGGCUUCUCGCUGGCUUGUGAUUGGCCAAGUGGAUCGCCUCAGCAUCAGACCGUUGAUAUGACGUCAUCUCGUCGGCCGCCUCAGCCACAGUUAUUUUUUUCCACAUUUGGUUCAAAUGUCCCAUUUCCAACGCUACUACAAGUAAUAAAAUAUAACUAAUUCAAUUCCUUUUCAUUAUUCGUUUGCUUUUAACUUUUAUUUACCCCCGCUCAUGCAAGUGACAGCCUUUCCACAAGCUCUAUGCGUGUUUAGUUUUUAAAAGUAUUUUUUGUCCAUGAAGUGAAUUCCCUUUGUGUAUUAAUCAAGUAUCUACCUGCAAAUCGAUCAACGUAUCAAACUCUCGCUUUAGAAAAUGAUUUGUCACCGCGGUUGCACUUCCACCGGUGAGUUUAGCAACGUCAAAGCUCAACGCUGAUUGGCCGAUGGGCGUGGCCUUGUGCAUAGCACGCGACACCGAGACCGAGCGAUGCGUCAGCUGUUCGGAGGAAUGACUGCUCCAUUUAUCCAUCUUCGGUUCGACAUCGCACGUUUCGUCUCGCUUUACAUUAGAUAAUGAAUUGCGUUGGAAGGCAAGUGGCUCCUUUCUAAUGCUGCGCUGAGGAACUGCUUCGUUUUCCCAACGGACUCAGAAGACCCGUCAGACCAUGAACUACGUGGGCCAGUUGGCGGGUCAGGUCUUCGUGCAGGUCAAGGAGCUGUACCGAGGCCUGAACCCGGCCACGCUGUCGGGCUGCAUCGACGUCAUCGUGGUGCGGCGCCCCGACGGCUCGCUGCACUGCUCGCCCUUCCACGUCCGCUUCGGCAAGAUGGGCGUCCUGCGUUCGCGAGAGAAAGUGGUGGACAUCGAGAUUAACGGAGAGCCAGUGGAUCUACAUAUGAAGCUCGGAGACAACGGAGAGGCCUUCUUUGUCCAGGAAAUGGAAAAUAAUCAGGAAGUGGUUCCCGCCUACCUGGCCACCUCCCCCAUCCCGUCAGACGGGCUGGUUCUGAUGAGCUCCUCGCUGAUGGGGAAGAGCCCGGGGACUGCCGUGCAAACCGUGGGGAGCAGCGGAGAGACAGGCACGGCGGCCACCAUGAUGAUGAAGAAGCGAAGGAAGAGGAGGAGGAAAGCUCGGACGGACAGCCUGAAGAAGGAGGAGAGUGGCGACGACUACUCAGAGGACGAGGACAUGUUCAGCAUGGACAUCAGCUCUGAUGAGGAAAUGGAGAGCAACAGGCCUCCUCCCCGAGAAGCGGCAGCGGCUCUUUCAAAACAAGCGUCCGUCUACGCUCACUCGGACGGCGACUGGAGCCCCCUCCAGAGCCCCGGGAACUCCCGUCCCGCAUCCCCCAAAAGCGACUCUGAGAUCAUGAGGAAGCCGUCCGACGCGGGCAAUCAGGAUUCGGCCAUGCAUUGGGCGUGGGGGGAGCUGCCGCAGGCCGCCACCCCGUCCUUCCUCCCGACGAAAGCCGAGCCGCCGCCGAUCGCGCCCGUGCCCAUCCCGCUAUCGGAGAGCGCUCACUUCUGUGCGAUACGAACCGUCGGCGCGUCGACGGACUCGCCCUCGGCAGACGGCGCCGCCGAGGACGCGACGGGCCAGCCGGCGGGAAAGAAUGACUCCCCAUCCAAGAAAAAAGACAGACGGAGCCGUCACCUGGGCGCCGAUGGAGUUUACCUGGAUGACCUCACGCAGCUGGAGCCGGAAGUGGCCGCCUUGUAUUUCCCAAAGAGCGACGGCGGCGCGGCGCCGAGGAGCGGCGAGGAGCCGGGUGUUCGCAGCCACUCCCCGCAGUCGCUGAGCUCCGGGGGCGACAGCGGCGUGGACGGCUACGGCGACCCGAUGGGCGACCUGCCCUCCAUCGCCAUCUCGCUGUGCGGCGGCCUCAACGACAACAAGGAGAUCGGGUCAGAACAGUUCCACGCCAAGAUCAUCUCGUACCAGCAGUUUGUUCAGAACCCGUCCGUCAUCGACGACCCCAACCUGGUGGUGAAAAUCGACUCCAAAUACUAUAAUUGGAGCAGCGCUGCUCCCAUCAUGCUGGCGAUGCAGGCCUUCCACAAGCCGCUGCCAAAGGCUGCCGUGGAAAACAUCAUGAAGGAGAAAAUGCCCAGGAAAGGAGGGAGGUGGUGGUUCUCCUGGAGAGGCCACAACAGCAAAUCGGACUCCAUCUCGGAACGGGGCGCCAGCGGCUCAGAUCAACUCGGGCCGUCGGCCACGGGCCGGCAUAAAGAGGAGUCAUCGUCCAGCGACGAAGACCACCGGGUGGCCAGGCAGAGCUCGGCCGCCAUCCAGUCGGAGGCCGGGACGGCCGCGGGAACCGUGUCGUACAGGAAGACGCUCAGACUCACCUCCGAGCAGCUGAUGUCGCUGCAGCUGCGUGACGGGGCCAACGAGGCGGUGUUCAGCGUCACCACUCAAUACCAGGGCACGUGUCGCUGCCAGGGAACCAUCUACCUCUGGAACUGGGAUGACAAGAUCAUCAUUUCAGACAUAGACGGGACCAUCACAAGGUCGGACACGCUGGGCCACAUCCUGCCCACCUUGGGGAAGGACUGGACUCACCAGGGCAUCGCGCAGCUCUACCAUAAAGUCAGCCAGAACGGCUACAAGAUCCUGUACUGCUCGGCCCGAGCUAUCGGCAUGGCCGACAUGACGCGGGGCUACCUGCACUGGGUCAACGAGAGGGGCACCAUGCUGCCCGUGGGGCCCGUCUUGCUCAGCCCCAGCAGCCUCUUCUCAGCUCUGCACAGGGAAGUGAUUGAGAAGAAGCCGGAGAAGUUCAAGGUGGAAUGUCUGACUGAUAUCAGGAACCUCUUUUACCCCAACACGCAACCUUUCUACGCAGCCUUCGGCAACCGGCCGACGGACGUGUUUUCCUACAAAGAAGUCGGGGUGCCGCUGAAGCGGAUUUUCACGGUGAACCCCAAAGGGGAGCUGGUGCAGGAACACGCCAAGACCAACAUCUCGUCGUACGUCCGUCUGGGGGAGGUGGUGGACCACGUGUUCCCCCUCAAGGCCCGAGCCUCGUCCUCGGACUUCCCCUGCUCGGACACCUACAGCCACUUCAGCUACUGGAGGGAGCAGCUCCCCCAGGUGGCCCGCCAGGGAACCACACCCCCUCGGACGCCCGUCCCCGCCCCGGCAGCCGACUCCUUUUAGCAGCGUGACGCAUUCAAAUGCACUUUGUGACUGAAUCAUUUAUUCAGGGCAGCUUAUUGAUUUGGAGGGAGCCUUUAUAUUUUUAGUAGAGGAGCUCAACUUGGUGCCAAAUAUAUACCUUUAUUUUCUUACACGAGUGACGAGUUAGUCCAUCCAAAUGCAUUUUACUGCACAAAUUUCCUUUUGUUCAUUUGGUUUCGAUGCAUUUCUUUGUCACCUGAUGCGUAAAAAAAAUCAUCCGUCUAUAACUGCAAUCAGAAGUCAGUUGAUGGUGCUUGAAAAUGCGUCCUAUUCUUUCUAUGAAAGAGCUGGAAUUUUGUGUGAUAUCCUCUGUGUAGACCACAUUCACUGUUAAGGUCAAAUAAAUGCUCUUGUAGAA
This is a messenger RNA of Syngnathus acus (greater pipefish), 3581 nucleotides long. Its product is annotated as phosphatidate phosphatase LPIN1. Gene Ontology annotation, molecular function: transcription coactivator activity; phosphatidate phosphatase activity. Gene Ontology annotation, cellular component: nucleus; mitochondrial outer membrane. The record is from RefSeq and is a predicted model, not a curated record. Bases 707 to 3202 code for a protein of 831 amino acids. Gene Ontology annotation, biological process: cellular response to insulin stimulus; fatty acid catabolic process; positive regulation of transcription by RNA polymerase II. NCBI's taxonomy places the organism in Eukaryota, Metazoa, Chordata, Actinopteri, Syngnathiformes, Syngnathidae. The transcript is spliced from 18 exons.